GGGCUAUACGCGCAAGUGGCGCAAAGAACCCUGAGUACGUCGGAACGUAUGUUUUCCUCAAUGACUUCCCUGCUUUGGACCAAAUGGAUGAAGAAUUAAAUAAUACUGGUUCUUCACCUGAUUCUGAUCCACUAUUUGCAUGGAGCCCUGCAAAAGGGGAGUGUAAAGUUAUGUGUUUUCACCCUCGAUCCGAACUCCAUUUGGCUUCUAUGUCGACAGAUGAUAUCAAACAAAUAAUCGAUUGUUGGUGCCUUUUGACACAAGAAUAUGCUUCUGAUGGGCGUUUCAAAUGGAUUCAAAUAUUUGAGAAUCGUGGAGAGCUUAUGGGCAGCUCUAAUCCCCAUCCACAUUGUCAGGUAUGUAUUGAUAUUGAUAUUUCAAAAAAGAUAAAACAACUGCUAUUAAUCUUUACGCCCAUAAGUUUAAGUACUUUAUACAUUAGUUUUCUGCAAAAAAAUUAG
This is a messenger RNA of Protopolystoma xenopodis, 461 nucleotides long. The record is from the annotation of a GenBank genome assembly. NCBI's taxonomy places the organism in Eukaryota, Metazoa, Platyhelminthes, Monogenea, Polystomatidea, Polystomatidae.